Messenger RNA from Musca domestica (house fly), 1544 nucleotides. Its product is annotated as zinc finger protein DPF3. The coding region runs from base 423 to 1505 and encodes 360 amino acids. The record is from RefSeq and is a predicted model, not a curated record. Lineage: Eukaryota; Metazoa; Arthropoda; Insecta; Diptera; Muscidae. The transcript has 2 exons.
CACUAAUUAACAAAAAAACUGACAUUACUAAGAAGUUUUUUUUCCAUUGGAGCAAAUAUUACCAAAAAGAGAAUAUUAGUUAAAUACUUUUUAUCUGAAUCUGCAACAGAUUCAAAAAGAUUAUGUUUUAGUACUACUACGUAGGAUAGCAAGACAUACCCAAACAGCAGCCAAUCCAGAAAAUAUAGACAGAUAUCUUGUGAGCAGAAAAAAGGGGAAAAGUGUGUGACACAAGAAUGUGAAAACGACCAAUAGAGAUAAGGAAAAUAAUAAUGGCCACAUAAAUAACAUUAUAAGUGGUUGGUUAGUGGAUAGAUUCCAAACGAGGAGGACGGUUUUUUUUUACUUUCAAUAAGAACUGAAGCGACUUUGAAACGAGAAACAUCUGAUCGAUAAAAGUAAGUUUCAUCACUGGUGCAAUCAUGUCUUCGGCCGUGGACAUACAAAUAGUUUCGGCUCCGAAUUUAGCUAAGAUAGAGAGUUAUCUUAAAGAUGCCUCCUAUCGAGAAACCAUCGAAUAUAGUGCAAAUUUCAACACACGUUUAUGUAUUGAACGACGACUGCGUUUGCCGUUUCUGGACCCCCAGACUGGAGUGGCACAAAAUCAUUCACAUUUGUUUGUGGACAAAAGGCAACGCAUGCCGGGAUUUAGAGAGGGUCAGCUCUAUACGUAUCCAGCGGCUAGAUGGCGUAAAAGUCGUAGACAAUAUUUGAACAAAAUGUACAAAUUUCCAGACCGCCCUUUUCAGGCACUGCGUAAAGAUCAUGAAGCUUUGGUGGCCAGCACAGCAACAUCGGGUAGUGGGGGUACAGCAUCGCCCACAGUUACCUCGGUUGUCACAAAUGAUCCCGAAUUUAAUAGCUCUUUAUUGGAGGAAUCAUCAUCCCUAGGUGCUGCUGGUGGGGAUACAUCGGACAGUAAGGAUAGUCAACAGCAAGUGGCACAGCAACUCAAGGAGGACCUGCCUAAAGAGUGGUUUUAUGAUGAGAUGGAUAUGCAUGAUAAUGACUCGUUAGAGGAGCCUAAAUCACCUGCCGAUGAUGAAUACGAUUAUGAUCCUCGUUACGGGACAAAGAAGCGAAGAAAGCGUAAGCCGGGUAAAAAACCUUCCCUUACACCGGGUGAAAGUCCUGGUCCUGGUCGACGACGAGGCGGUGCCGGUCGUGGACGGUCUGUGGCAGCCGCAGCAGCUGCUGCAGCAUCCCUUGGUGAUAGCUCAAUGUCAGGUUUAGACUCGGUCGACGGCAUGAGUGCCACUGACACAGCGACGACAGCAGCCAGUCCUGCAACUCCGGCGCCCGGAAGACGUCCCCGCGGUACCGGUACUCGUGGUAGGCGUCGUACUAAAAACCAAAAUGCAAAUAACGGUUUACUUAGUUCGGGACAUAAUGCUGAACCUCCGUCUUUUGAGUCUGUGGCUGCAGCUGUGGGCGUUUUAGGUGAUUUGCCAGCCGUUGUGGAUGAGCACAAUGCAGAUUUACGCAAUUAUCGGAAAUAUUUGUAAGUGUUUUCAUCCGACCUCUUUCGCGAUUUCUUUUUUUUU